This is a messenger RNA of Physcomitrium patens, 1653 nucleotides long. RefSeq lists its product as uncharacterized. Lineage: Eukaryota; Viridiplantae; Streptophyta; Bryopsida; Funariales; Funariaceae. The record is from RefSeq and is a predicted model, not a curated record. Gene Ontology annotation, biological process: mitotic DNA replication checkpoint signaling; double-strand break repair via homologous recombination; telomere maintenance. Gene Ontology annotation, cellular component: checkpoint clamp complex; site of double-strand break; nucleolus.
CUCGCGAAAAACCGAUUUGUCUCGCUGCUUAUGGAAGCCGGAUUUCGAUGUUUAGCUUCAUUGUUGUUGGAAACUAUGCUUCAAAAUUUAUGUGCGGUCUACUAGUUCUGGGGUUAGAAUUCAGCGUGAUUUAGGUUUCCUUGCAGAUGGUGUUGUUGCUAUCAGCAGCAUUGGUUUAAUUUUUUUUCCCGAAUUGUCAUUGACAGCACGAGGUAAAAGUUUUUCCAAGUUCGAAGUUCGAAGUAGUAGAGGAGGCGGAGCAUCCAAUUCUUUCGGGUGGAAAUUUUGGAUUGAGAGGAAUGUGAUUUUUAUUUUUGUCGAAAUGGCGAAUGCUGGAACGGUGGAGGGAGCGUGUUUGUGAAGCCAGGGGUAGUGAGUACUUCAGGGUCGGGCAUGAGGUGAUUGAAAGGAGAGACUUAAGGUACUUUCUGUUAGUGAGGAAGAAGCGUCUAGGUGUAUCAGCGGUUUCGGUCUAAGGAGUGGAGGUUGCCAUCGGAAAAGAGAGACGGUUGAUCCAAACAGGGGAAAAAAGAAAAGAACAGAAGAGAAAAAAGAUAAAUCAAUAUGAAAUUCAAGGCGUUUCUGACGGAUCAUGGUGUCACGCUUCUGGAACGGCGCUUUCUACCAGCCUUUGAAAAGAUUGGGAAAACGUGCCACAUUUAUCUAACGCCGGUCCAUUUCAUUCUUCUUCACAACGUUCUGAAUUCUGAUGGAGUGCAAGCGAUUGCGCAAUUUUCUAAGGACGCAGUCUUUGACGACUACCGAAUUUCAAGUCAGAAUCAAAACCGGAUUGCCUUCACCGUAGACCUUGCACUGCUGUUAAGAGCCCUGAAGAGCAGUGUAAGUAUAUAUGGCGAUAGAUUGCAAUUGAAACUCGUCAGGAAGCGUCCCAGCUUGUCUGAACGGCCAAUGCCUUACUUGACUUUCGAAAGCAAGGGACUUAAAUCUGCAAUUAUUCAAGACGUUCCGAUAUCGCAACCUCUGAACCGCAUUGACGUGGAGGCACUGCAAUCAAGUCUGGACAUGGCCCAAGAGUUGCCUAGGACGUUGGUCCAAGUGCCAGGGUUGCAAAAUCUUCAAGGCUUAAUAGAUCGCCUCGGAAAACUUGGAGAUGUACUUGAAGUGGCUGUCACUCAGUAUGGUGAUCUACACCUACAAGUCUCGCAAACUAUGGUUUCCAUCGGCUCCGAGUAUCGAAAGCUGAGGGUGCUUGGAGUACGAUCGGACCCAACUUCAACUGGCUCAGCUUCCAGCUCCGCAUCACGGCUUCAGCAAGCCAUACAGAAAGGGGAGGCUUCAAGAGUGCUCGUAAACAUGAAACAUUUUGCUAAAAGCUUGCAAUGCCACCUCACCAGACCUGAUGCAGCUUUUUGCGGUGUCGGAGAACUAGACUCGUGCCUUUUCAUGAUGUUCCAAUACUUCAUUCCAGGGACUCGUCUAACUGACAACACAAUUAGUCUUCAUUACCGCUUGCCUGUUCUCGAUCCUGGUGUUGUUUAAGACAUAGAAAAGGAUAGAAUAUUUAGAAUUUGGAAGUUGUACAUAAUUAAACCAAUGUAUUUCCAGGAAAUACAAGGGACUGGAAUUUGAAGGUUGUACGAUUGUGAGAAGAGUUUAAUGAUGGAUAUUCUUGAAUGGCUUAAUUUCAAAGAU